Molecule: messenger RNA, 297 nt
Organism: Effrenium voratum
Lineage: Eukaryota; Dinophyceae; Suessiales; Symbiodiniaceae
Source: the annotation of a GenBank genome assembly
AUGGGCCGCGGACUUGCGGCGGUCUUCGAGUCCUCCAGCGCCAGCCUUCCGGGCGCCAAGGGCAAGGCAGAUCCGUCGGCAGUGCUCUCCUCCGCGCAAGCGAACUCGGCGGAGGAGUCCCACUCCUUGAAGGAGUCGCCGCCGAACCAGGCGAGCUACUCCCUGGAGGGGUAUGAGGACCUCUUUCCAGGCUUUCCUCCGCCGGCGCCGCAGCCUGGGCAGCCGGGCUUCGACUUGGAUGCCCCGCCGGAGCUGCUCAGAGCCGCGGCCACGGAAGUACACUGCUCCUGCAAGUGA